AAUAAGCAUUUUUUCUUUGAUUCGUUUUAUUGUGAUCGUUACAUAACCAGGAGAAAUCACACACCAGUUAGCAAGGAUGGAUUUGAAAAAGAUGAAAAAUGAGGACAAGCUGUCUUUGUGCCGAAAAUAUUACCUAGGUGGCUUUGCCCUGUUACCUUUCCUGUGGUUUGUCAAUUCUGUCUGGUUUUUCUGCGAGGCCUUUCGACGACCAGAAUACGAGCAACAAAAACAGAUACGCACUUAUGUUGUGCGAUCAAUUAUCGGGACGGUGUUUUGGGUGGCAGCGAUCACUACGUGGGUGGUGAUAUUUCAGAUCUACAGAGCGGAGUGGGGUGCCACGGCCGACUAUUUAUCAUUUAUCAUACCCAGGGGUAUUCCUUGACAUAACCCACAACCAAAGACAUAGCUAUUAUUAUUAUUUGUAUUUAAAGUGUACAUUAAUUCAUUUUCUCACAGUCGAAUGCUUUAUUUUGAACAUGAGUUGCUUGUAUAUAUGUCCUGGCUUUGUAUAACUCACAUCAUCUCAACAUUGUAAUCAUGAACAUUGUAAAUAAUAUUAAAUACAAGUUCAAAAUUU
This is a messenger RNA of Liolophura sinensis, 577 nucleotides long. Its product is annotated as gamma-secretase subunit PEN-2-like. The transcript has 4 exons. The record is from RefSeq and is a predicted model, not a curated record. Gene Ontology annotation, cellular component: gamma-secretase complex. NCBI's taxonomy places the organism in Eukaryota, Metazoa, Mollusca, Polyplacophora, Chitonida, Chitonidae. The coding region runs from base 77 to 382 and encodes 101 amino acids. Gene Ontology annotation, biological process: Notch receptor processing.